AUGUCUACUUACGACCAGGUAGAGAUUGAAGACAUGACUUUUGACCCAGACACCCAGAUAUUCACGUAUCCGUGUCCCUGCGGCGACAAGUUCCAAAUAUACAUCGACGAUCUAUAUGACGGCGAAGACAUAGCGGUAUGUCCUAGCUGCUCGCUCAUGAUCCAAGUUAUUUUCGAGCAAGAGGAUCUAGCGGAAUACUAUAAAGAGGCUGACUCAGAGCCUCCAGCGCCUAUUUCUGUUGCUGCCUGA
Lachancea sp. 'fantastica' is the source of this 249-nucleotide messenger RNA. The record is from the annotation of a GenBank genome assembly. Lineage: Eukaryota; Fungi; Ascomycota; Saccharomycetes; Saccharomycetales; Saccharomycetaceae.